AUGUCCACCGUCGCGGAGACGUUUACCGGCGACGCGGCGAUAUUCGCUACGACGUACAACGCGUGGUGUCCAUCGAACGAGCCAGGGGCAUCGUCAUCCCAUGAAUGGGUCGUCACCGUGUUGCCGCGACCGCGUGACCUCUCGCGCGCGUGCGCGUGCGGCGCGCUCGAGGGCGCGCGCGAUCACGCCGAGGCGUGCUCGAUGUCGGUGCUCCCGACGCGGCGGGAGAUGGGAAUCAUGCGCGACCUGGUGAUGGGCGGCGACGGGGAUGAGGGACGAUUGCGCUUUGCCUACGCGCGCGUACGACGGGACGACCGGACGAAACGGUUCGUCAUCGAGCACACGUGGACGCCGGAGACGCUCCGUGGACGAGGGCUCGGGAAGAAGGCGGUGCGAGGGGUGGUGGAGUUUGUGAACGCGUGGUUUCCUUUGGGAGACGCGUCGUACGGGACGUACGAGGAUCGCGUGACGCGCGCGCUCGAGCGCGUGGACGCGACGUGUUCGUACGCGAAACGCGCGCUCACGGAACUUCGACGCGAAUCUGCGGCGUGA
Messenger RNA from Ostreococcus tauri, 552 nucleotides. Its product is annotated as Acyl-CoA N-acyltransferase. The coding region runs from base 1 to 552 and encodes 183 amino acids. The transcript has a single exon. The record is from RefSeq and is a predicted model, not a curated record. NCBI's taxonomy places the organism in Eukaryota, Viridiplantae, Chlorophyta, Mamiellophyceae, Mamiellales, Bathycoccaceae.